Messenger RNA from Magnolia sinica, 1440 nucleotides. Its product is annotated as putative disease resistance protein At4g19050. The transcript has a single exon. The record is from RefSeq and is a predicted model, not a curated record. Lineage: Eukaryota; Viridiplantae; Streptophyta; Magnoliopsida; Magnoliales; Magnoliaceae. Bases 1 to 1440 code for a protein of 479 amino acids.
AUGACCAAACUCCAAGUCCUCGACAUUUCUUUCACAAGCAUCGCUUCCCUGCCCUCAUCCAUGUCCUCCCUGUGUGAAUUACGGUUGUUGAAGCUUCGAAGUUGCUGCAAGCUAGAGACUCUUCCUGCAUUCUUAAAGGAUAUGCAGAAGCUUGAGAUCCUCGAUCUCCAUCAAACUCCCUUGACGAAGAUGGUGGAGGUAUCCUUCCAUAACAUGCAAAGCCUCCGACGUCUCAACAUCUCAGGUGCAUGCAACCUCAGCAGGCUCUCGCUCAAGGGUUGUCGCUCUCUAGUGAAACUGGUCAGCCCAAAUAAACAUUCAAAACUUGAGGCACUUCAUCUUUCAGGCACGAAAUUGGAAGUGCUUUCGCACCAAAUUUUCAAUCUGACUAGCAUGCACUGCCUAGACCUGUUGGGAAUGGAGCAUCUCAAGACGGUUGACUGGAGAAAGAUAGAUCGGCUUCCAGAAAACUUGAAUUGGGAUCGAUGUGGAAUGAACUUGCUGCAUGAGCAGCACCAAGACAGCAGCAGUCGUCACAUCUCGGUCGGUGAUGCGAGUGUUUUUGAGUCUUUGGAUGAAAGCUCGAAACUAUGGAAAUCCUGCUUUAAAAAUUUUCAUUUCUUUGUCUGUCCCCGCGAGGGAGGGCGCAAGGAUAGAUAUCGUGAUUUUAAAAUAAACCGAAUUUUCUACCAGCGUAUUUGUACUCGAUUUGAGCAGUCUUUGAGUUAUGAAAGACAACUGGAGGUUUGCGGUGGUAAGAAUUCCCUAGACGGUGUUAAAGGGGUUCUCUCAGUGACAGAAUUCUUUCAUUUGUAUGGCAAUGCGUUCAUUAAGGCACUGUCCAAUCUUGGCAUGGAGAUGGACAACCUUAAAGAAUGUUGGAUUGAGAAAUGCCAUCAACUGGAGAUUCUGUUCGUUGGAAGAAUGGCAGACAUUGAUGCAGCAGUUUGUUUAGAAAAUCUAAGGGUGUCGGAUCUUGCCAAAUUAAGAACAGUGUGCCGGUGGCAGUUGGGAAGUGAGAGCUUCACAUGCCUAAAGAAUAUAUAUUUGGAAUGUUGCCCGAAGCUCGUGAACUUCUUCUCUUCGAGCAUUCAGUUACAGAAUCUCAAAUUACUUGAAAUAAAAUUUUGCUGUAGACUGGAGAAGGUCUUUGAAGAAGACCACCUGGAAGGGCAAAAUGCAUUUCCACAGCUAGUUGAUUUAUGUCUUUGGGAGCUACGCAAACUGAAAAGCAUUUGUGGUGGGCACUUGCCGAUGCUGAAGAAGUUGAAGAUUCGAGGAUGCCCGCUGCUGGAGAAGCUUCCUCUCCAUAACACAAAUGCUUCUGCAGCAGAAGUCAAGAUUGAAGGUGAGCUGAAAUGGUGGGAAAGCAUAAAAUGGGAAGGUAGUGUCAAGCCACACAACAUCCGUUUCAAAGAAUGGUAUCCGUCAACCAAGUGA